Molecule: messenger RNA, 969 nt
Organism: Nematolebias whitei (Rio pearlfish)
Lineage: Eukaryota; Metazoa; Chordata; Actinopteri; Cyprinodontiformes; Rivulidae
Gene: slc25a15b
Product: solute carrier family 25 member 15b
Exons: 6
Coding region: 10-918 (302 amino acids)
Biological process (GO): mitochondrial L-ornithine transmembrane transport
Molecular function (GO): L-ornithine transmembrane transporter activity
Source: RefSeq, a predicted model, not a curated record
CUGACCAACAUGGCUCCACACCCGGUGGUGCAGGCCAUCAUCGAUCUUUCUGCAGGAGCUAUAGGGGGAGCUGCAUGUGUCUUCAGCGGGCAGCCUCUGGACACAGCCAAGGUGAAGAUGCAGACCUUCCCCACGCUGUACCGAGGUUUCAUCCACUGCCUCGUGUCCACGUACAAACAAGUAGGCGUGCAUGGUCUCUACCAGGGCACCACGCCGGCGCUGAUGGCCAACAUCGCAGAGAACUCGGUACUCUUUAUGAGCUACGGCUUCUGCCAGCAGGUCAUCCGCUUUGCAGCUGGACUGCACAAAGAGGCCGUGCUGAGUGACGUGCAGAAAGCCUGCGCCGGAUCAGUUGCGUCGAUCUUCUCCUCUCUGGUGCUCUGCCCCACCGAGCUUGUGAAGUGUCGACUGCAAGCCAUGCAUGAAAUGGAGGCAUCGGGCAAGAUCGCCAAAAGUCAGAACACCGUGUGGUCGGUGGUGAGAUCCAUCAUGAGGAACCAGGGCCCGCUGGGGUUCUUCCAGGGCCUGAUCCCGACCAUCGCCAGAGAGGUGCCGGGUUACUUCUGCUUCUUCGGCGCCUACGAGCUCUGGCGCACGGCGUUCGCUGAUUACAUGCAAUGUGACAAAGACGACAUAGGUGUCGCUCCGACCGUCUUCAGCGGCGGUUUCGGCGGGGCGUGCCUCUGGCUGGUGGUCUACCCUAUGGACUGCGUUAAAUCCCGGAUCCAGGUCAUGUCUAUGACGGGCAAACAGGCGGGCUUCUGCAGAACCUUCAUGACCAUCGCUCACACUGAAGGCGUGAGGGCGCUCUACUCGGGCCUCACCCCCACCAUGGUGCGCACCUUCCCGGCUAACGGCGCUCUGUUCCUGGGUUACGAGGCCAGCCGGAAGCUCAUGAUGAAGCAGUUCGACGGCUGAGCUCAGCGCGUCGAUCCAAACCCAGACGGUUCCUAAAACUGCCACACUCCC